Messenger RNA from Vicia villosa (hairy vetch), 419 nucleotides. RefSeq names its product outer envelope pore protein 16-2, chloroplastic-like. The record is from RefSeq and is a predicted model, not a curated record. The transcript has 3 exons. The coding region runs from base 75 to 404 and encodes 109 amino acids. NCBI's taxonomy places the organism in Eukaryota, Viridiplantae, Streptophyta, Magnoliopsida, Fabales, Fabaceae.
GCACUAUCUUAAGAAGUUCUUUAAAAACACAAAUCGAAUCGCAUUUCUCCCAGGGAAUCAAAUCAAAGAAGAAAAUGAACUUGAACACAAGCAGUGAGGUUGAAACUCGUACCAAGCUUGACGAACUCUGUAACUUCGACAAAAAAGGCCUCUUUGAUCUCGAUCAUCCUCUUGUUAACCGCAUCGCCGAAAGCUUCGUCAAAGCCACCGGAAUCGGAGUCGUUCAAGCCGUUUCUCGCGAUGCUUAUUUCUCAGCCAUUGACGGUACCAGAACCGAUAACAAUGGCGUUAAAGCUUCUUCGGAUGGAUCAGCCGCUGGAAAACGCCGUUUGCUGGGACUUAGAGGAGAGACCAGUAACAAAUCUCUUGAGGCUAUGGUGAGUUGGUUACACUUCUCCCUCUAAAUUAAGCAUGUUAGC